This is a messenger RNA of Penicillium longicatenatum, 522 nucleotides long. Its product is annotated as F-box domain protein. The transcript has a single exon. Gene Ontology annotation, molecular function: protein binding. The record is from RefSeq and is a predicted model, not a curated record. NCBI's taxonomy places the organism in Eukaryota, Fungi, Ascomycota, Eurotiomycetes, Eurotiales, Aspergillaceae. The coding region runs from base 1 to 522 and encodes 173 amino acids.
AUGCGGCACCUCCUCAACCUCCCACCCGAGCUCCUAAUACUAAUCACCGAAACUCUCCCUGUCUAUGAUGUCCUCAAGCUCCGAUUAACCUGUGCAUACCUCUUCGACCAGAUUCCCCGCGCUUCCCAUACCCAGCUCCUACAGGCCGAAACAACAGAAUGGGCUCGCCACAAAGACAUCUACGCCUGUCGCUACUGCUUACGUCUGCGCCCGGCGCGUGAGUUUGCCGAUAGAAUGCUACGACGUCGACGAAGCCGAUACGGCGCCGACAGUGACAAGCGGUUCUGUAUCGAGUGCGGGCUGAAGCCGCGGGAGGGUAUGGCUCGGUAUGGCCCCGGUGCGCAGAUAGCCAUUCAAGGACGAGUCUUUGUCAUUUGUCUUUCUUGUCGGCACUUUCGUCUGGGUGCUUACGAUCGGUAUGGACGAAGUACGUUGGAAUGCGCAUCGUGUUGGCGGGAGCACUGUCCGCGGGAAUUGUACAAUUUACCCUCCUUGGAUAAGACACAUGUGCGGCACGAAUGA